AUGUUGAUCAGCGCUCAGAAUAGCACAGCUGACAUGCACUUCACAACCACUAUCGGCCUGGCAGGACUGGCCAUCCAUCAUGCAUCUGCAACCUUUGGCCACCACGGAUGGGAUACUACCUCCCAAUACUCCACUCCUGACAACACCGACAAUAAGUGCAGUGACAACCAGAAGACUGGCUACAACUGGGCUGACCUUUCCACCGGCUCGUUUGACUCCUACGGCGGCAACAAAUUCAGCAACUGGUCCUGUACAAACUCCUUUGGCAAACGUGACCUCCUCUCCAGACGUAGUUUCCAGGAUAAAUGCAUCUCCUCCAACCUCGACGAUCAUCCCUCCAUCGGCUGCAACGGAGAUGAUGCCAUGUCCAUCGACAAGUACCAAGUCUCUUCUAGCGAGGAUGCCGACAUUGAAUGCCACUACGAGAUGCCCGACAAGAGUGUGUGCAAGGAGUACCAUUCUUGCAAAGCUGGCGGGAUCGAAAUCCAGAACAGUCAGUGUGGUGGAGCCAAGAGUGUGACGUUUAAGCCGGCGGAGAGCUACAAGGGGAAGGGUUGCAGUAUUGGUGUGCACAGUAUUGAGUUCAAUUGUGGUUCCGCUUCGAGCAAGGUUCCUGAGUAUUCUUCGACUUCGACUUCGAUUUCGACGGCUGCGGCUUCGACGCCUGUUGCGUAUUCGACCACGAGCUCGGUAGCACCUGUUGAGACGUCCUCUUGCGUGAGAGGGUAUGGAUCUUCCUGCUCUGCGGAGUCGUCUCCCGUCUCCUCCUCGAAAUACAGCUCACCGGUGAGCUCGCUAUCGACGACCUCCGAAGGUGCUCCGAGCUACCCUUCAUCUUCGGAAACCAAGCCGGUAGAGUCUGUUCCAACAUACGGCAGCUCCGAGAAUUCGCCUGCGACAGCUCCGGUCUACAGCAGUAGUGCUGUCCACAACAGUAGCAUAGCGUACAGUAUUCCGGCUUAUCCGUCAUCAAGCUCCGUCGGGUCCUCGACUACUAUCCCUUCAACGCCAAGCGCUACUAUCGGAGUCACGUCCUCCUCGACUGCCGCUGCGACGACCCCAUCUUCACCACCAAACUAUCCUCCGCCUAGCUCUCCGGACCUCCUUCCUCGCUGCCUCAACACCUGGCUCCACACCGUCUCCUGCAAAGAUAAUACCGAUUACUCUUGCUUCUGCAAGAACAUAAACUUCAUCACAAAGGUCUACGGCUGCCUCUCUUCCUGGUCCCAAUCCGCAGACAACACCACCAAUGGCGUCUCUUACCUCGUGGGUCUCUGCGCGCCAUACAUCCCCUCCAACCCAGCGAUCAUCACAGGCUGUCCAUCGAGCGUCAUGCCGGCUGUCUAUACCCCUCCAGCGUUGCCUCCCCCACCCAGCGAGGCGUCACCCGUGACCACCCAGCCUGCCACCCAACCCGCCCCUCCUCCCUGCACGACAAUCACCUACUCCUCCGAAGUCGUCAUCCACGCCACGGACUCUGCCUCCGCCAGCGCCAUCACAACAACCAUCCUCACGACCAUCACCGUGCCAAAAGUCAUCCUUACUACCUACACCGUCACCGAAUCAGGUAGCACCGUGACCGUUCCUGACCUUGGGUACGGCACGCCGCCACCUGUUUCGCCUACUGCGUCGUCUGAGCAGGCGCCGUUACUGACGGACACCCAUUCGGCUCCAGCUCCGCCGUAUGUGACGUCUACUUCUACGUUGAUUAUUCCUGGGGUGGGGAGUUCGUUGAAGACUGAGACGAGUGCAAAGGCGACGGGCACGGCACCUGUGGCGUAUCAAGGUAGCGGAGUACGAGCGAGAGAGGUUGCGGGAGUAAUGGUGGUCAUAAUUAAAUGA
Zymoseptoria tritici IPO323 is the source of this 1842-nucleotide messenger RNA. RefSeq lists its product as uncharacterized. NCBI's taxonomy places the organism in Eukaryota, Fungi, Ascomycota, Dothideomycetes, Mycosphaerellales, Mycosphaerellaceae. The record is from RefSeq and is a predicted model, not a curated record. The coding region runs from base 1 to 1842 and encodes 613 amino acids. The transcript has 4 exons.